AUGUGGGGAGUGCUGGGGAGGUUGUUUGUGGCGCAAGCCCCGGCCUGGGGGAUCGUGCUUCACACCGUGUCCGCGGCUGCAGGAGUCUUCACCACAGCCCACGUUACCAUGGCCACCCACUUCUCCAAGGAUCAGGAGGAGAGAAUCAAGUGUGUUAAGGGGGACCUUUUCUCAUGCCCCCAGACGGACUCAUUGGCUCAUUGCAUCAGCGAGGACUGUCGCAUGGGUGCAGGCAUAGCUGUUCUUUUUAAGAAAAAGUUUGGAGGCGUACAAGAGCUGUUGGAUCAACAAAAGAAGACUGGGGAGGUGGCGGUUCUCCAAAGAGAUGACCGAUACAUUUACUACCUGAUUACAAAGAAGAAAGUUUCUCACAAACCGACGUACGAGAAUAUGCGAAAGAGUUUAGAAGCCAUGAAAGCUCACUGUCUAAACAAUGGAGUUACUGACAUUUCCAUGCCUAGGAUUGGAUGUGGACUUGACCGCCUGGAUUGGAAUAAAGUUUCAGCAAUACUUGGGGAAGUGUUUGAAGACACAGAUAUAAAGAUUACGGUUUACACUCUGUGAGCAAAAGAGUUUAAAGAGAGCCCCAUUUCCCUUGCUUUCAGGAGUGGAAACCUCUUAACUGAUGAGGGGGGAACUGCAUGCUGAGCACAUUACUCGUCUGAGCGUAGCUCACUCUUGUGUUGUCAGUGGCAGUGGCUUUUAACAACAACAUCAAAAAAAAAAGCUCCAGAGCAGA
Molecule: messenger RNA, 739 nt
Organism: Fulmarus glacialis (Northern fulmar)
Lineage: Eukaryota; Metazoa; Chordata; Aves; Procellariiformes; Procellariidae
Gene: OARD1
Product: O-acyl-ADP-ribose deacylase 1
Exons: 6
Coding region: 1-564 (187 amino acids)
Biological process (GO): peptidyl-glutamate ADP-deribosylation
Source: RefSeq, a predicted model, not a curated record